CGUAUGCCAGUGUGUGUGCAGCAGUGUUCGAAUGUGUGCGCUGUUUGUUUUCAUCACAGAUCGUGCCAUUGGAUUGGAGUGAAUAAAAUAUUCGUUUGAGUGCAUUUUCCUAACCAGAAAACAGCUAGAAUAUUUGCUGCUUCAGUUAUAGAAUUAGAUACAAAAUUACAUUGCUAACAAAGCAACCAAAUCGCGACAUUAAUUGACGGUGAUGUGAGAUAAUUGCUCUUUGUUUCACCCAACAUCGUAAGCUUUCAGCAAGAAAAGCAAACACAAUGGCUUCCGAAAUAGACGAACAAAUUCGACUGGAAGAUACGCUCAAAACGUUCCAGCAGCUGCGUGCCGAUUCAUCGACAAACGACAAACCUUCGACCGACAACGGAAGGAAUCCAUUUCGGGCGGAACUGGACAGUGUCAGUGAAGCGCGAAUGAAGGAACGUCAAUUAAUAAGGAAAAUUUUCGGUAAUCGGUGCGAAUGUGGGGCCGAACGGGCACCCAUCGCUACGACAGCUAUGCACCAUGGUAAACAUAGCGCCUCGAUGCACCUGGAGCACGGCAUACGGAAUCAACCCACCUUCAAGCACAAGCAUCGUUCCGAUCGGAAGACGAUUGUGCGGGACUCGAUGCUACGUAACAUCGGCAAGUGUGUACAUCAGAAUCUGCGCAAGCAACACGAUGGAAAGGGAAUUACCGGAGCGUCCGGUGCCCCGCUAAAGCCAUCCCUUUCGGAGACAAAUCUCACCAAAUGCUUCGCCAAUGAGGCUAGUGAUGAUAUGCUCGAUUUUAGGUUACUGAUCACACAGUGUAACGAUCUGACACUUGUGCCGGGUGCCUCCACCGGUGUUGGAUCGACGUCCUCAUACCGGCCGGCGGAUGAAGAACAGCAACCGAACUUUUCGCACAAUAGCUUCCGAGCGCUCCGCACGACGGACCUUACCUGGCAACAGCUCAGCCGAACCACAGCCAACGCACGGAACAAUCGUAAGCGGCAACUGAAGAAAUCCAACAGUACCUCAUCGCUUGACAGCGACGGCAGCAGUGUGGAGGUGAACUUUAAGGGCAGCGGAACGCGUUGCGGUUCAUCGCAGGGCUGCGUCGUGAUCGACGGUGAUGGGUUGGCAAUGGCGUCACUGUUUCCGGCGUUGCCCUCAGGUAAUGCUGCGGCCGGUGGAUCAUCACCGACCAACAGCAGCAGCACGAAUACUUGUUCUGCUUCCUCGUCCGCUGCGGCUUCCUGUUCGCAGCAGGCCCGCCUUAAUGCUAUGCCCUGCGAUGUAACGAUCGACGAAAUGGCGAGCUAUUUCGAAACGCUCGUGUACAUCCCGAAGAAAAUGUCCAGCAUGGCGGAGAUGAUGUACAUCUAAUGCAGUACGGAGGCUUACCAUACAUUACAGUCUCAGCUUGUGACUUUGUGGGGCGGGUAGUUUUUGUUCGUAACGGUGUCGUGUCCUGCUGUACAUUUAUUUCACUUUCCCUAUUUGUUUUAGGUGUUAGAAUUGUAGCAUCCAUCCAAUUUGGUGCCCUGUUUCGUAUUCGAACCAACCAAACAUGUUUGGUGCGCGAUAGCCGUGUGAAAAAUUUCAAUUUUUAUUUUAACAGUAGCAAAUAUUCAUUUCGAAUACGGCUUGCCACUAUACCAGCGCACUCCUCAAAAUGCAAAGCAGUGCAGGAGAGUUUAAAUUAAAGGCAACAACGCUUGUGAAAGCGUUAUAUCAAAUAGUUUAAAAUUUGCUCACAAACAAAAACCCGUACAAUAACUUCUUUUGACUGACCGGAUCGUUUGUAUGUGACAUGUAUGUAGUGAUAAAUGGUUGGUUUUUUUUUAAACAAAAAGCUAGCCAAACUUCUUCUUUUUAAGUUUUCACACUGAACAGAUCGAUGCGUGUCUAUAUUAUCAUUGCGGAGUCGUACAAGAAAAUAUGGGACGUUACUGCGAUAGCCACCUGUGGGCUCGGUAGCGUGCGUAUGUGUGUGUUGUUAGGUUUUUCUAUUCAAAACCAUUGCUUGUAUCCGUGGUGAAAAUGUAAUACAUCCUGUCCUACCCACAGUCUGUAGACGAAAGAGGGAAGAUAAGAACAAACAUACUUUAUUCUAUCAAUUAAGCUCCACACAUUUCAUUGCAAGUAACGCUCCAUAAUCCAUUACCGCGAUCGUGAUCGAUCAUUUAUAGUUCUAGCGAAAGUGUAUUUUCCAAUACUACCACCACUGUAUGAGGUAUUUUUCUGUCCUUUUUUGAUAGCAAGUUGAAGUUUUCUUUUGUAAUACCCACACCAGUCAUAUUAUGCGCCGUAGUAACAGAAAAGUGUCUCUCUGUCUCCUUCCUCGAAGUGCGCAGCUUAGAAAGCAUGAAGAUGAUAGUUGUAAGAAAAAAGGAAUGAGAAUACGAGGAGAGAAACGGGAAUAUGUAGAUCGAAUUUAUCAAUCGUUCUUCAUUUUGUAUUGAUUGUUUUAUCUGAAUAAAGGAAGCAUAUGAUUCCAG
Anopheles moucheti is the source of this 2479-nucleotide messenger RNA. RefSeq lists its product as uncharacterized. Gene Ontology annotation, biological process: cellular response to hydrogen peroxide. Lineage: Eukaryota; Metazoa; Arthropoda; Insecta; Diptera; Culicidae. The record is from RefSeq and is a predicted model, not a curated record. The transcript has 3 exons. The coding region runs from base 276 to 1364 and encodes 362 amino acids.